AUGGGAGUGGAGGAAGGAUCUAUCAAACCUACAUCCCGUCCCCUCACCGGUUUCACCGCCGAGCAUGUUUACAGCUGUGGCACAGUCCGGCUCCCCGUUUAUGUCGGCGGAAUUUCAAAGCUCUUGAAGUUCAUCGUCAUGGACAAACCGGCCAUCUAUAACGCGAUCCUCGGCACCCCAUGGCUCCAUGAAAUGAAAGCUGUCAUCUCGACGUUCCACCAAUGCGUGAAGUUUCCGAUACCCUCUGGAAUUUUCACCUUACGUGGAGAUCAAAGAGUGACGAGAUCAUGUUUCCUUCGCGAGCGCAAGCUCCGCACCGCGUCGUCCUGUAUGAUAACCGAGCCAGUAUCGGACGACGAGACCAACGAGUCCAACGCAAUAAAACGAGCCGCCACACGCAGAAUGCAGAUCCCCCGAUCCAUCGGCAAAGGAACUCCGAGCCCGCCUGGAAAUCCGACUUAA
Microthlaspi erraticum is the source of this 462-nucleotide messenger RNA. The record is from the annotation of a GenBank genome assembly. Lineage: Eukaryota; Viridiplantae; Streptophyta; Magnoliopsida; Brassicales; Brassicaceae.